AUAUAACUUAUUAAGUGAUUUACUUUAAAUAUUAUUUUCCUCUUUCUGAUUUACAGGCAAAAUAAGGCAGAUUUAAGUAGUAGAUGACAGAUUCCAACAGGUCCAUUUGGUCAUCACUCAGACAGUGUUUACAUAGAAUAGGAAAUCACUCAAAUCAAGAUCAAAUUGAUGAAAUGGCUUACAAGGCAGUGGCAAACAGUAAAGGAGACAAUCCAAACUAUGUAGAACAGUGGGUUUCUAAAGUCCUUCACUUUUCUUCACAGUAUGAUUCUCAAAGUUGGCCAGCAUCUUGUGUUGAAGGACAACCUAGGGUGUACCCAAAGUAUGGUGAUAUAGCUGGAGCUUGGGCUCAAAAACAAAAAGAUGCUAAUCAGUUUAUUGAGAUUGAAUAUGAGGAGAAGAUCUACAUUGAGAAAAUAGAAGUUUAUGAGACAUACCAUGCUGGAAUGGUUAAGUGUAUAAAGGCAAAACAUCCAAAUGGAAGUUGGGUUAAAGUAUGGAAUACUCCCAAAGUCAGUUGUAUUACACAUAGUAGGAUAUUUUCACCAGAGUUUCAGAGACUGUCUUUCCAGAGCAAUUUACUAAGGAUAGAGGUUGAUUGUACAGUAGCCAGUAACUGGUGUGAGAUUGAUGCUGUAAAAAUAUCUGGAACAAAAUUCAACUUUGUGUUGCCGCCUUCUCCAGCUGAUAUUACCAAUGACCUGGCCAAGCUUGUAAACAAUUCACAGUACAGUGAUGUGUCGUUUAAUGUAAAUGGGAAUAUAUUCCAUGGUCACCGUGCUAUCAUGUCUGUAAGAUCAGAAUAUUUCAGAGCUAUGUUUAGUUUUGAUGGUACCAGUGGAAAGAAUUUAUCAGCAACAAAUUAUGAUAUAUCUGACAAAUCCCCUCCGUCAUAUGAAUCACUUUCGAAGUCACAUGAGAAACCAAUUGAGUUAAAGGAUGUGGAUGAGAGAGCUUUCUCAGUCAUAUUACAUUACAUCUACACAAACAAGCUACCACAAAACUGUCAAAGUCAGGUUCUUCCGAAGGUUUGGAGAACUGCAGACAGGUUUUCCUUAGAUGGUUUGAAGUCAUUAGCCAUCUUUGAACUGAGUUCAGCAUUAACUAUACAGAAUGUUGUAGAGGUAUAUGUAGACGUAAUUUCUGCACUUCCUAUAAUAGAAAGUAUCAAAACGAUUUGUGAGAAUUAUAUGCAGGAAAAUAUGGCAGAGGUAGUACGAUUACCAUCAUUUACAUCACUACCUCAAGACAUGAUGUUAGAGCUUAUACAGAAAAUGACUGAAAAGAUGAAGAUAUAAUAAGUUGAAUUUAUGUAGCACUGUCAAAAGUAUGUUUAUCCUCAUUUCUGAAUUAAGCGUAUCACCUUUAUUUAUAAUUCCACUGAAGUUGUUUACAAUUAGUCAUACGUAAUUCGUUACAUCAGUUUUAAAAGUUGAAGUUUUCUUUUUUCUGUUACUUAUUCUUAUAAAUUUUAUAUAUUUCCACAAAUACAUUAUCAUUGAAUGUAUAAUGAUAAUAUUUCUUGAAACAUUGUAUUAAUCAUUUUUACUAUAGAGAAUUUGAUAUUCAAGCAAUUCUUUUUUAAUCCAUUUUUUUUUAAUAUGUCUUAAGAAAAUAUACAGUUUAAGUUUCAGUACUGUAGCACAAUCAAAGUUUUUGUAUACAAUAAAGUUAUAAGUUGAUAUUUAUUUUUUGUUAUCCUUUAUAACAAAUAUUUUUAGAGCAGUAUUGUUUUUAUAACUGAACAAUGUAAAUUUUAUCAUAUGUUAAAAAUGGCAGUACAUGUUUAUUUUUUUGUUUUAAUAUUAUUGCAUUUCACCAGUCUAAAUGUUUUGUAGAUUUAAUCUACUUUUUGUUUUCUUUAAAGAAAAUAUUUAUAAUUUUGUUGAUUGUUAAGUUAUGGGCACAACAUUGUUAUAGAUUUAAUCUUUCUUUUUAAUUAUUAUGUUUUCAUGAUCUAUAAUGAUUCAUAUUAACUGUUAAAUAAUAACUUCUCUUGCAUUUUCAAAAUGAACUCCCAGUAAAAAGUAAUGAUAAAUUUUAAAGCAAUUAAAUCUAUUCUAGAAAGUACUUAAGCAUUUGAACCUGAACUAAUUUUACCUUUCAGGACCUUGUUUAAUACAUAGACCUUUGUCUUUAAUAAAACUUGUUUGAUAUCUUGUUUUUAAGUUAAGAUUUUUAAUAAGUAGAUUUAUGAGGGCUGAUCCAAAAAGUCAUAACUAAUGAUUGUAGAUGCUAAGAAAACCAUUAAUGAAUACCUGUAAAUUAUGCAUAAAAGCAAAUUCUUUAAAAAAAAAUAGAGUACAUUAAUUGACAUUUGCAAAGUCAUAUGUUGGAAGGAAUGCUAUUUGAAUGAACCAUUAUACAGGCAAUUUUGCAUAGCAAUUCAAUGAUAUUAUAAGAAUAUCAAGUUUUUUCAUCAGUCCUCAUAUUCAUCAUAACUUUAAUGAUUGAUGCUUGGUGACUAUCAUGGUAGUUUUAUUUUUACAUUACUUUUAUUUUAUACUUCAUAUACUUUAUACUUCUGUGAUAUAUGUGUGUGUGUUAAUAUGAUUGCAAAAAUGUUAUGUUCACUUUUCCAUAUAUUGUAAUAUAUGUACCAUGUUUGAUGUACAGGGUUUCCCCUAGGUAUUUUUUUAUUUUUUCGUCACCUAUCUCUUCAGACAGAUUAUUUUUUAGAUAAAGAAUCUUUAAAAUAAAACUGCAUUUUAUUGAUGUGUGACAUUUCUGGUCGUAACCAUUUCAGGAUUCUUGUGUUUACGGUUUUUCAAUUUGUAAACUAGAAGCUCUGAUUUGGUACCCAUUUCAUACUUGUUAAACACUGGUUUUUGGACUGAAAUUAAUUUUCUUUCAUGAUAUAAUUCUCUUAUAAUCAAACAAUAAGACUGAAAAAUGAGACAGCUCAAGCCUACUACUAGGGCACCAUCAUCUCCACACUACACAGUCCUGUAGUAGAUACAGGUUUCAGAAUUUAAGUUAGAAGAAUUGUCCCAAUUGACCGCUAAAUGCUGUAAGUAGUACAAAUGUUUGAUUGUCCAUUUUUCUGUUUUUCCUAAUCGUAAAAAGGUAUAAAACAUGUGAUUGAAACAACAUUCUCAAUGACCUUUAAUAAAGUCUCAAGGUUAUAGAGUGAAGACAUUUCAAUAAGACCAGUACAGUAUGAUUAUCACUUAAUUGCUUGAUUGGUUAUUGUCAGUGGCUGUAACAGUUUUUAUAACACCAUCAGCUGAUUAUUGUUUUCCUCUCAUUUUCAAAUCAUGUGACUUACUGCACUUUUAUUCAGUAAACUCUGAUGAAACAUCAGCGAUGGAAACCAAAAAUCCUUUAAAGUUUUGCCAAAUUGUUUUAGUAAUUGUUUUUUUUUCUCACCAAUUUUUUUUUCAUUGUCAGUUGCAAAUUAGACAGACAGCGGAAACCCUGUAUUAAAUAGUGAUGGGCACUAUAUCAGUUAGAUUAAUAACUUCAUAUUAUAUGUAUUUAAUUGUUGAAUUCUUUUUUUCUUCUGGGCAUGUCUUUGUUCUUGAAUAUAUUUCUGUUUUAAGUUUUGUGGAUAGUUAUAAUUAUAACUUUGUUUAGUAUAUUUGUUAAUAUUCUCAGGGCGUAUUAUCAAUCAUAUUUUUUAUAACCUCAUUAUACACAUUAUACACAUGUACGAGUAUUAGUUACUGACACAGUUUAUACUUUUGAUGUUGUUAUUUACUUGAUUUUACAAGUUAAAUAUUUCAUGAAAUAUACUUGUUUGUUAUCAGACAUUGGUAAUCAUUGAUUAAUUUAUAAAAUUUACCACUACCUUA
Messenger RNA from Mytilus californianus (California mussel), 3794 nucleotides. Its product is annotated as TD and POZ domain-containing protein 1-like. NCBI's taxonomy places the organism in Eukaryota, Metazoa, Mollusca, Bivalvia, Mytilida, Mytilidae. The coding region runs from base 84 to 1298 and encodes 404 amino acids. Gene Ontology annotation, cellular component: cytoplasm. The transcript is spliced from 10 exons. The record is from RefSeq and is a predicted model, not a curated record. Gene Ontology annotation, biological process: regulation of proteolysis; proteasome-mediated ubiquitin-dependent protein catabolic process. Gene Ontology annotation, molecular function: ubiquitin protein ligase binding.